Prunus armeniaca (apricot) is the source of this 231-nucleotide messenger RNA. Lineage: Eukaryota; Viridiplantae; Streptophyta; Magnoliopsida; Rosales; Rosaceae. The record is from the annotation of a GenBank genome assembly.
AUGACCUGCAGUAUAAUUUAUGCCUCCGUUUUGUUGGCAGGCAGCAAGCAGAGCGAAAGACUUGAAUUGAGUAAUAUGAAUAAAGCAUAUGGCCGUAACGAUCAGUGGAUUUCUCUUAUUAUGAGGUGUGUGAGUUCCGUUUCUUUUGCUGUGAUGUUGAAUGGAAAAGUUGGGUCUCAGUUUUGCCCUUCUAGGGGUCUCCGUAAUGGUACUAAUAUGAUCACUUACUAG